UGGCAGCAAGAAGAGCAAAAAAAAUCGAAUUGGGAACUGACGUGGAAGUUCAUUUCGCUUGAAAUUAUUUUUGUUUUUUAACCAACGUUCGUGCGCCGCGGCCGUCAAGAGUUGAGGCUAACAUCCAGUGGCCAAAACCUAUAAGCGUGUGGUCAGGAAUCCGGCGUAGCAGUCCCCGAAAUUGCUGAAUUUGCCGAAGUGGCGAACUUUGAGCCACCGUGUUUUUUCUCUCUCUCGUUUCGCUUUUCCCCGUGAAAGUUGUUUGUUGGAGGUUUUCCCCCCGCAAAAUCGGUGACUGAUACGGUUUCCAGUAAUGAAUCCCAAUAUGUAUGGGCCACCGCCUACGCAAUUCCAGCAGCCGCCGUCACAACAGCCGCCGGCGCAGCAGCCGCAGUUUGGAGCACCUCCUCCAAUUUCUGGUGCAGGCUGGCCACCUCAACAGCAGCAGCCCCAAGCGCUGCCGCCGCAGCAGCAGCAACAACAACAACAAGCACAGUAUGGAGCACCACCACCGACAUCGGCAGCUCCACAGACGUACCUUAAUGGGAACUACCAGCAGCAGCUGGCCACGUCAAUGGGUGGUUUAAGUGUAAGUGGUGGCGGUGCCAAUCCCCUGAAGCCACCUCUCCCCCAAGGAGCAGCCGUUGCACCACCACCGGCAACCGGUUUCAAUCAGUUCAACGCUAAUGCGGCUCCACCUCCGACCGCAAACAACAACAAUGCCGCAUUCGGUGCUCCACCGCCUACGUCAACGGGUGGCUAUGCCAACGGAGUGCCAACGCCAAGCAACACACCACAGAGCGUGGCCAGUGGGAUCAAUCAGAUGAGCUUGAAUAGUGCCAGCUUGGCGGGAUUACCGCACAUGCCCCCAAAGGCAGCGACGCCCGGUGGCCAGCCUCCGAUUCCGGCUGCUCAGCCUCCAUUGCCGGGACAGCCACCUUUGCCUGGACAACCUCCGCUUCCAGGUCAGAUUCCCACAUCGCAGGCAGCUCCAGCACCGGCUGCUGCUCCUUUUGGCGUGCCCAGCUCGCGACCAGGGCAGCCACUGCUGCCACCUGGCGCUAUUCCUCCGACCUACACGCAACCUGGAUUGCCACAGCAGCAGCAGGGAUUGCCGCCACUGCAGCAACCAGGCUUACCGCCCCAACAACCGGGAUUUCCACCGCAACAGCCGGGAUUUCCGCCUCAGUCCCAGCCGGGUUUGCCACCGCAGCCAGCGGCACCCUAUGGAGCACCCCCUGGCGGAUAUCCAGGCAGCGGCGGCUACCCAGGGCAAGCGCCGGGCGGUUUUCCAGGAGGGCCACCGCCACUGGCUGGACAGCAGGCAGCUGCUCCACCGCAGUUCGGCGCCGCACAGCCGGGAUAUCCAGGUCAGCAGCCGGGCUAUCCACCGCAGCCGGGUCAGCCACCUAUGCCAGGCUAUCCGCCACAGCCAGGACAGCAGGCAGGAGCACCCGGUUAUCCACCGCAACCAGGCGGCUUUCCCGGACAGCCAGGACGUCCUGGCUUUAACCAGCCCCCGAUGCCGGGAGCAGGAAACAUGUACCAGCAGGCGCCGCAGCCACGGCGUCUGGAUCCCGACCAAAUGCCAAAUCCCAUCCAGGUGAUGAUUGAGAAUCAGCGCCAGGCGGGAGGACCCUUUGUCACCAAUCAGCCAGGAUUGCUGCCACCUCUGGUGACCACCAAGUUUGUAGUCCAUGACCAGGGCAACUCCUCGCCGCGUUUCCUGCGCUCCUCCCUGUACUGCAUCCCCAACACCGGGGAUCUGCUCAAGACUACAGCUCUGCCCUUGACGUUGAACAUUUCGCCAUUGGCCAGGACCGCUGAGGGUGAGCUGGAGCCGCCCAUUGUUAACUUUGGCGACAUGGGACCCAUCCGGUGCAACAGAUGCAAGGCUUACAUGUCGCCCAACAUGCAGUUCGUGGAUGCAGGCCGUCGGUUCCAGUGCCUCAUGUGCAAGGUGACAUCCGAGGUUCAUCCGGAUUACUAUCAGCAUCUGGAUCACACUGGCCAGCGUGUGGACAAGCAUGAACGGCCUGAACUGCUGCUGGGCACCUACGAAUUCUUGGCCACCAAGGAUUACUGUCGUAACAACACUCCACCAGAGAUUCCAGCCUUCAUUUUCAUCAUCGACGUCUCGUACAAUACGGUCAAGUCGGGACUGGUCCACCUGCUGUGCGCCCAGAUCAAGGAUAUACUCAAGCAUUUGCCUGUGGACCAGGGACAGGACAAAUCCAAGGUGCGAGUCGGCUUCAUCACCUACAACAGCACCGUGCAUUUCUAUAACAUCAAGAGCAGCCUGGCCCAGCCGCAAAUGAUGGUGGUUGGCGAUGUCCAGGAGAUGUUUAUGCCACUGCUCGAUGGUUUCCUCUGUCAUCCAGAGGAAUCGGCAGCCGUAAUUGAUGCUUUGAUGGAGGAAAUCCCACGCAUGUUUGCGGACACCAAGGAAACGGAGACGAUUCUGUAUCCCGCCAUUCAAGCCGGUUUGGAGGCUCUGAAGGCCUCAAACGCAGCCGGCAAGCUGCUGGUGUUCAACUCUACGCUGCCCAUUGCAGAGGCUCCGGGCAAGCUGAAGAAUCGCGACGACCGGAAACUUCUAGGCACCGAUAAGGAGAAAACAGUGCUUACGCCUCAAACGACGGCUUACAAUCAACUGGGCCAGGAGUGCGUGCAGCAGGGCUGCUCCGUGGAUCUGUUUGUGUUCAACAAUGCCUACAUUGACUUGGCCACCAUUGGACAGGUGUCUCGGAUGACCGGCGGAGAGGUGUACAAAUACACCUACUUCCAGGCGGAUGUCGAUGGCCAGCGCCUGAUCGAAGACAUCAAGAAGAACGUGUCCAGACCGAUCGCUUUCGAUGCAGUGAUGCGAGUGCGCACAUCGGCCGGCAUCCGGCCCACAGAGUUCUUUGGCCAUUUCUUCAUGUCCAACACCACUGAUGUAGAGCUGGCCAGUAUUGACGCCACCAAAUCGAUAAGCAUUGAGAUCAAGCACGAUGACAAACUGCCGCCAGAGGAGAAUGUGUAUCUGCAGGUCGCUCUGCUCUAUACAUCGUGCAGCGGACAGCGUCGCCUGCGAGUCCUAAACCUGGCCCUGCGUGUAACCACAACGAUUGCGGAUGUGUUUAAGAGCUGCGACUUGGACGCCAUGAUGCUGUUCUUCGCCAAGCAGGCCUGCUUUAAGCUGAUGGAGCACUCACCAAAGCAGGUGAAGGAUAACCUAAUCCAUCGGUCUGCUCAGAUCCUGGCCUGCUAUCGAAAGCACUGCACCUCGCCCACCUCCGCCGGCCAACUGAUUCUGCCCGAGUGCCUCAAGCUGCUGCCGCUGUACGCCUCGUGUUUGCUCAAAAACGAUGCUGUGUCCGGCGGCUCUGACAUGACGCUGGACGAUCGAUCUUAUGUGAUUCAGUUUGUCCUGUCCAUGGAUCUGAAUCAGUCGGUUAGCUAUCUGUAUCCCCGUUUCAUUCCCAUCCACAAUGCCGUGCCCGAGGAUACGGAUCUGCCGGCACCCGUUCGAUGCACGCACGAAAAGACCCAGGAGGAUGGGGCCUACAUUCUGGAGAACGGUGUUCAUCUGUUUGUCUGGCUGGGCCAGUCGCUGUCCCCCAAUUUUGUGCAGUCCGUCUUUGGAGUCCAGGGGCUGCAGCAGCUUGCCCUGGAGAGGUUCCAUAUUGUGGCAGAGACGCCGCUAGCCAAGCGCAUCAACAACAUCCUGGAGCAGAUCAUGCGGGAGCGAACGCGUUGCAUGAGGGUGACUUGGCUGCGACAGAACGACAAACUGGAGAGCGUGUUCCGGCACUUCCUCGUCGAGGAUCGCGGCACAGAUGGCUCGGCCAGCUACGUUGAUUUCCUGUGUCACAUGCACAAGGAGAUCAAGGACCUGCUGAGUUAGCACGCCGGCUACUCCGGCACAUAUUACAGGCCCGAGCAGCGCUGGGUGUCCGAAAGCAGCUACUCCCAGAACCGGGCACGGAUGCGUCGCCUGGCCUCCAUGCGCAGUCGCCUGGGCAAAUGAGUGGAGUGGUCAGAUGGAUAACGAUCGAUGGAGAGCAUGAACUGGAGCUGGCGGAACAUCAAUUAUAUUUACAUAAAAAAUACAUAUACAUAUAUAUAUUAAUAUUAAUUAACGGCUAUCAUUUCAAGCGUAUCAAUUCUUCCAUUAAUUCUAUUCAAAUUUCCAUAUAUUUUUUGUAUUGUUUUACUUUUAACAUAUAUAUAUAUAUAUAUUUGUAUGUAUUUCCGCGAAAUUACUUAGAAAAAUUGUUCUCUUUUUUAAAUUCCAUGAUUAAAUAAUUAAUGUUUAAUUGUAA
This is a messenger RNA of Drosophila serrata, 4307 nucleotides long. It is a transcript of the gene Sec24CD, whose product is annotated as COPII coat complex component secretory 24CD. NCBI's taxonomy places the organism in Eukaryota, Metazoa, Arthropoda, Insecta, Diptera, Drosophilidae. The record is from RefSeq and is a predicted model, not a curated record. Gene Ontology annotation, cellular component: COPII vesicle coat; endoplasmic reticulum exit site. Gene Ontology annotation, molecular function: zinc ion binding; SNARE binding. Gene Ontology annotation, biological process: COPII-coated vesicle cargo loading; intracellular protein transport; endoplasmic reticulum to Golgi vesicle-mediated transport.